This is a messenger RNA of Caretta caretta (loggerhead turtle), 2460 nucleotides long. Lineage: Eukaryota; Metazoa; Chordata; Testudines; Cheloniidae. The record is from RefSeq and is a predicted model, not a curated record.
GAGGGCAGUGGGCAGUGGGGACGCUAGCGGGCCGCCCGGUGCAGAAGGCCGCCCCUGUGCACCGCUUGCCAGCUGCUGCCUCCUGCGCCCCUCCCCCAUCCUCCCCCCAGCCCGCGGUGUCUGCGCCGCGCUCUGCCAUGGCCCCGUCCUCUCGGCCCAGCAAGAGCCGGCCCAGCCGGGAGGAGGAGGAUUUCUGUGACGCGAGAGGGGGGGACAGGAAGGCCAGGAAGCCGCUGGUGGAGAAGAAGCGGCGAGCGCGGAUUAACGAGAGCCUGCAGGAGCUGCGGCUCAUCCUGGCCGACACGGAGGUAGGGCUGCGGCAAGGGCGCGGGAGCGGGGGCGCCGCGCCGGGAGCCGGGGGGCCCUGGCGCGGGGCUGAUCGCUGUCCUCUCUCGCCGCGCCCCGGCGGGCAGUUUCAGGCGAAGAUGGAGAACGCCGAGGUGCUGGAGCUGACCGUGAAGCGGGUGCAGGGCGUGCUGCAGAGCCGGUCUCUCGAAAGUGACAAGCUGCACCGGGAGGCUAGCGAGCGGUUUGCAGCCGGGUACAUUCAGUGCAUGCAUGAAGUUCAUACCUUCGUCUCCAACUGCCCGGGGAUUGAUUCCACCGUCGCUGCCGAGCUGCUGAACCACCUGCUGGAGUCCAUGCCACUCAACGAAGGCAGUUUCCAGGACUUGAUCGCGGAUGUUUUGUCAGAACCCUCCGUCAGUCCCUGGCCUGGCAGUGAGGGGCUCUCCCAGCCAACGGGGGUGUCCCCUGCUGCUCUGAGCCUGGCCAGCCCCCCUUCAGCUCUUCUUUCCCCUUCCUCCAGUGAAGAGACCUGCUCGGAUCUGGAAGAGACAGAGGCUGAGCAAAGCCCGGCCUCCCCAGCUGGACUGGACAGCUCCAGGACACACAACGUGCCUUCACCUAGCUUUUCCAAAUCUAUGUGGAGACCUUGGUAAAUAAAGAAACUGUACAGGAAUCAACAAAGAUCUACCUAAUAAUGGGAGAAUACUUGAGCACUGUGUUCUCCUUACAGCCAUUGGAAUGGACAGGGGCUUUCAGAGGGUGCAUUUGUGUGUCUAACGUUACUGUAUAUUGGGACUGCAUAGAUGGCACUCUUACACUGUCAGACCCUGACAGGUUAAUUGUUAAACGUGUUAACAUUUCAUCUAUUUGUGUGUGAGAUGUUUUGUAACAAUUGGAUUGUUCAGGAGAGUUUGGGGUGUGAGGGUGGGGAGGGAGGAAGAGAGAUUUUUUUUGUAGCAAAGCUCUUUGGUGGAUGCACAGCAGUAUUUCACAGCCUUGUCUCUUUCUCUGGGCCCUUAUAAAUGGCCCAAAUAUCACUCCCUUUUUCUAUUAAGAAAAAGCCCUUGUACAUUUUAUAUCUUGGUGGCUCACUCAAUGAGAGGUAUAGGAGUUAAAUGUGCAUGCACAAUUUUAAGAGUUAUAGUGAUAGUAAAGAUCCCUGAAAGGGAUUGGUGUGGUUAGAAUUUUUAUUAUUUAGUGAUCUAGAAUCUUGCCUUCAGUGAAGGAAGAGUAAACUAGAGAUCAGUUGGAAUUAGACAAACAUUGAAAAUAUUGGUGGCAGGGUGCCUUUUAGAAAUCAGUGUUUUAUGCACAUUUUGCUUUUAGCACAUCUGAGUUUAUUGUGACUUUAUGUAUAUUAGGGUGUCAAAUGUUUUAUUUUUAAUCUUUUUAAUAAAAAAUAUUGAAUUCACAAAGGAUUGCAUGUAUUUUGGAGUGUGAUACACUUCUAACCACUUUAAAAUUAAAAAUCCAGUUCCAUACUGUUUGCUGUUAAAUUUGUAUCUGUUGUGGACACACUGCUGGUAAUUUAGCACUUAGUUCUUGUACUAAGCAUUGUUAGCUCAAGUAUUGGAAUUUGAAUGUUUCUUUUGUUUAAUACUGAAAGAUGCUUAGGAUAUUAUUGAAGGGAGCAAUGUAGUUGUGUUGUUGUUUGACUUUAGGACACUAAAAUUCCUAGGCAUGGUUACAUGAAUGCCAUUCUAAAGAAACUGCUCUUAACUUGAUUUCCCCAAGUAAGUCUCUUUUUGUAAAGCUGUAAUUAUAACUUAAGUACUAGGCAGAUGCUUUACUUGUGGCUUGACUUUACCUGUACAUUUUUUCUGCUGAGGAAUGACAGGUGUUGAAAAGAAGUGUGUGAAAUAGAAUUGAAAAUUUUCUUCAAAAAGGAAAUACUUCCAGUGACUUCUGGAGCAUCAACAUUCCUGUAUACAAGGUCAUACACCUCAAUGUUCCUAUUUUUGGAAGAUAUAGGCUAUUUAUGCUGUGAUAUUACCUUUCACAGAGCUGUCAUCGUUACAGGAAAAGUAUUGUGAAGUUGCUUCCUUAGUACAUGGAGGUAUUUGAGCGUAGAACCAUCUAGGAGAGGAAGCAAAAUAAGUACAUGGGGACUAAGACAUGUAACUUUCCUUUGUUAACGACCCUAUGGAACAAUAAAAUCAGAUAUCUAAAUUA